CAUAAGGCCCAUUAUAGCUGCAGAACAUCGCAGCCCAUACCACAUCCCGUCUCAAAAACCCUAAUCCAGACUCGCUACAUUGUUUUGACGCCGGAAUAACAUAGCAGCAACUCUCUGCAGAUCGAAGCUCGGAAGAGAGAGCAACAAUGGGUGCGUACACGUAUGUGUCGGAGCUAUGGAGGAAGAAGCAGUCGGAUGUUAUGAGGUUUAUGCAGAGGGUCAGGUGCUGGGAGUACCGCCAGCUUCCUUCAAUUGUUCGGGUCACUCACCCGACCCGACCCGAUAAGGCCCGUCGUAUGGGUUACAAAGCCAAGCAGGGCUAUGUGAUCUAUCGAGUACGUGUGAGGCGUGGUGGAAGAAAGAGACCAGUUCCCAAAGGUAUUGUGUACGGAAAGCCAACGAACCAGGGUGUGACUCAACUGAAGUUUCAACGAAGCAAAAGGUCGGUUGCUGAGGAACGUGCUGGCAGGAAAUUGGGCGGUCUUAAAGUUCUCAACUCAUACUGGCUCAAUGAGGACUCAACUUACAAGUACUUUGAGGUGAUAUUGGUGGACCCUGCACAUGCUGCUAUUCGCAACGAUCCAAGGAUCAACUGGAUCUGCAACCCGGUGCACAAACAUAGAGAGCUUAGAGGACUUACUUCUGCUGGUAAGAAGUAUAGAGGACUUCGUGGAAAGGGACACUUGAACCACAAGGCACGCCCGUCAAGAAGGGCUACCUGGAAGAGGAACAAUACUCUGUCACUUCGUCGUUACCGUUGAUUAUUUACGCCAUAUUGCUGUUUUGUUAUUUGUCGAGUUGUUUUUACUCUCUGUUUGAGAAUCUGAGACUAGAAGCUUCUUGUGUCAGUUUUGAUUAAACCUUGGCUAUGAGUUUGUUUGAGACGUUUACAUUGCUGCAGUAUUUUAAUGUGUUAAAAAUGUUAAGGUAAGAAUUAUCACAUAAUUCUUCCUUCCAGUUAAA
This is a messenger RNA of Helianthus annuus (common sunflower), 963 nucleotides long. RefSeq names its product 60S ribosomal protein L15. The transcript is spliced from 4 exons. Gene Ontology annotation, biological process: cytoplasmic translation. Bases 147 to 761 code for a protein of 204 amino acids. Gene Ontology annotation, molecular function: structural constituent of ribosome; RNA binding. Gene Ontology annotation, cellular component: ribosome; cytosolic large ribosomal subunit. The record is from RefSeq and is a predicted model, not a curated record. NCBI's taxonomy places the organism in Eukaryota, Viridiplantae, Streptophyta, Magnoliopsida, Asterales, Asteraceae.